UGUCAUCAAUGUCAUCUAUUCAUAUGUCAAAAUUCCGUGUCAUUUCUAAAUAUCUAAAUCCUUCUAAAAACAGCCAAAGGAGUUUAUUUUAGUUGAAGUAAAUAAAUUUUAAACUAAAAAAAAUGAACCAAGCUAAAGUUUUAAAUUUGAUGUCAAAAAUAAAUUUUAGAAUAUUUCCAAAGGCGCGUAACCUUAAAAAUGUUGAUGGACCCGAAGGAAGAAUUUUGAAGUUACAAAAGUCAAUGACAGCUCUUUUAAAAUAUGAAAGAAUAGAGAUGAACUAUAAUCGCGCUGAUGAAACUAGAGGUUACAUUGAACUGUUAAUAUUAAAAGCUCUACAUUGUGGACCUCAAGAUAAAAUGACGAUGGAGUUGGCUAAUUUUUGGAUUCUGGAAAAACAGUUGGUUUACAAACUUUUUAAUCCAUUAAUUCAACGAUUUCACAAAUGUAAUCCGCCAUAUACGAAUUUUUAUACAUCACCAAGGGAUUAUCCAGGAAUGUACUACAAGAGAGUAAUUUUAGAAUUGAAAGGGCAUCCUUUUCCAGAAAUAUCAACACGGUCAUCACAUAAAGGACCUUUAAUUCAGAAUUUAUUAUUGAACGAAGCUAGAAGAGAGUAUUGCUUACAAAAAUAUUUUAUUACUAAAAUAAAACCAUAAACUUAAUUACAUAUUUACAUAAUUUAUUAACAUUUCUUAUUAUAUGUUGAAAAUGUAAUUAUUAUAAUAUACUGUAGGUAUUCCUUU
Messenger RNA from Phymastichus coffea, 746 nucleotides. RefSeq names its product large ribosomal subunit protein bL17m (gene mRpL17). The coding region runs from base 123 to 659 and encodes 178 amino acids. Gene Ontology annotation, cellular component: ribosome; mitochondrial large ribosomal subunit. Gene Ontology annotation, biological process: translation. NCBI's taxonomy places the organism in Eukaryota, Metazoa, Arthropoda, Insecta, Hymenoptera, Eulophidae. The record is from RefSeq and is a predicted model, not a curated record. Gene Ontology annotation, molecular function: structural constituent of ribosome. The transcript has 3 exons.